Lathyrus sativus (Indian pea) is the source of this 231-nucleotide messenger RNA. Lineage: Eukaryota; Viridiplantae; Streptophyta; Magnoliopsida; Fabales; Fabaceae. The record is from the annotation of a GenBank genome assembly.
AUGGCUCGUUCAAUUUCUUUGGUUUCCACCAUGUUUGUCUUCCUUCUCCUUCUCGUGGCCACUGGGCCAAGUAUGGUGGCAGAGGCAAGGACGUGUGAAUCUCAAAGUCACAAAUUCAAAGGAUUUUGUUUGAGUGAUACCAACUGUGCUUCUGUGUGCAUAACAGAACGUUUCACUGGCGGACACUGCCGUGGAGCCCGUCAUAGAUGCUUUUGCACUACACAUUGUUGA